This is a messenger RNA of Paracoccidioides brasiliensis Pb18, 312 nucleotides long. RefSeq lists its product as uncharacterized. The record is from RefSeq and is a predicted model, not a curated record. Bases 1 to 312 code for a protein of 103 amino acids. The transcript has a single exon.
AUGUUGGAACCAUGGUACGGUCCGUCACAGGCGCGAGAUAUCUGCCGCGCACCGUAUCUAACUGACCCGUCUUACAACCUCGUGCCCGGCGCACACUGGAAGGAUGAGGCAACAAGUGCAGACACGGGUGGGAAAAGUGAUACAAUCGUCAGCAUGAUGAUAUGCAAUGACCGCUGCUGGCCGGAGUCCCGGCGUGCGUACGGGUUGCAAGGUGUAGAGCUUGUGCUGUGCGGAUACAACACACCCGAUUUUGGCCCUGAUCUAUACGGGGAGCCGAAUACGGAUCCUCAAACUGCGAAAAAAGAGGCAUAA